Humulus lupulus (European hop) is the source of this 955-nucleotide messenger RNA. RefSeq lists its product as uncharacterized. The record is from RefSeq and is a predicted model, not a curated record. NCBI's taxonomy places the organism in Eukaryota, Viridiplantae, Streptophyta, Magnoliopsida, Rosales, Cannabaceae. Gene Ontology annotation, cellular component: cytoplasm. Bases 215 to 664 code for a protein of 149 amino acids. The transcript has 3 exons.
CUUUCUUUUUUGCGCGUUUUUGACUGUCUUUGAUGAUGCUCUAUUUAGCCCACGCGAGCAUAUAGCGCGUGUACAUACAUUAAAACUAGAAAGAAAGACACGUUUUUUAUUUAUUUUUUUCCAAAAAGAAGGCAAAAGCAAAAACCCUUCUUCCUUUAAACCCUAAUAAUCUAACAAGAGUCUCUCUCUCUGAAAAAGAAAAAAGAAGAAGAAGAUGGAUCAUAUAGCGGCAGCGGAAGAGCAAAUAAUCACAGAGAAGAUUAAGCAGAAGCUGAAUGAGGUCAAUUUGGCAGCGCAGGCACAUCUCUCUCCCAUUCAGGACCAUGUCAAUUUCACCCUUCAGCAAGCCUACUUCAAAUGUGCAUACGAGUGCUUUGAUAGAAGAAGAAAGCAAGAAGAGAUAAGCAAUUGUGUCGAGUAUUGUAGUGUUCCUGUCGUUACUGCUCAACAGAGAGUUGAGAAUGAGAUGGCUAGGUUUCAAGAGAGGUUGAACAGAGCUUUGAUGGUGUGCCAAGACAAGUUUGAGACAGCCAAGUCACAACAAGUGAAAAGCAAUGCGCUGAAGGAUUUGGAGUCAUGUGUGGAGCAGUCGACCCAGGACAGCAUCAAAACCCUACCCUUUCUUGCUGACAAAUUGAGAGCUUCAUUUUCAGCCAACAAGUGAUUAGCCAAAGGUAGAACAAUACCUACAGCCUGUUUUUUUUCUUUCUCUUUUGGCUGAAUUGAGUGAGUGGUUUUGCUAUAGAUCAUAAGAUUUAGCCGGUAAUUUAAAUUCUUUUAUGUGCCCCUUUCUGAGGUGAGCUCUGAGGAUUUGAAAAUAAUUCAUGUCAAACCAAAGCUACUUACUUGAAUUAGAAUAUGCUUGCUUGUUUGUAACAAGUGAGGAACUUGUCUAAGUUCAUCUUACUGAAUGCCAUUCUAAUAAAUUCUUUUGAUGGUUCUGUUUUGCACCCCA